UUCAGAGGCAACACACAAGCAUGCUAGCGACCUCAUUUCUGUAGGGAACCUGUUCGUGUGUAGUCAUUGUGAUCAACUUGUCGCUUGAUGUGAAAGAAUGGAAUACAUAUUUCUACACAGACUUGAUGGAAUAUUUUGUUGACAUUUGUCAUUAUGAGGAUAGAGACAGCUGAGGAUUAUACUAAAACUCGGGAACAAAAUGGAUAAUCUGGAAGAACUUUUGCCCGGCAUUGAAGAAUUCCUUGUGAAGACUCUUGCUGGGGAAAACCUUUCGUCUGCUGCUGAGGAGAAGCGUCUUUAUUUCGUCGAGCGUCUUGAUAUUCUCAAACUCCCGCCUUCCAUCCCACCGCGACCAAAUAGGAAGUCAUCAUCGGAGCUCGUAGAAGAGGAUGAAGCUCCAGUAGAGGAGGGGAAUGAUGUAACUGACACUGCAGAGCAGCCUCAAGACUUCGCAGCUUACCAGAGAGAAAUCUCCCGCAACCUCCUGACCACUGUCGUCCCACACGUCGAGGUCUCCGACUCCGAAUCAGAACAGGGAGUGAAGGUGUAUGAUGACAUUGACAUUGAAGAACAUCUGGACGGACAAGACGAUGAAGAUAAAGAUGAACAGGACCUGUAUGAGAUUCCAGUGGCUCGGCUCCAGCUGUCGGAAGAUAGUGCGGGCCAACAGUCAGGUGACCGAUCCAGUCUGGCCACUGCCGCCAGCCUGGAUGAACUUGCAGAGGAGGUGGCCGACAUCCCCGUACCCCCGCCCCUUCCACCUCGGCGCGACCGAACUUCCUCCGAUCUGACCACCUCGGGGGGCGAUGACAAGCCCCCGGAUCUCCCAGCCCGCCCCCCUCCCAAGAUGGACGUCUACGAUAAGAGUGAUAAAUCUGAGAAGAGCGAUAGGUCUGACCAUACAGAGUACACACUAGACGGCGGAGACAGCACCAGCUACGAGUCGUACGAUGAGGACAACCAAUACCACGACGUGGAGCUUCUCAACAAACUCAACAUCAAGCUACCAAAACGUCCCAAGAAGAAGUCGAACAAGCUGAAGAAGAAGCUGAGCAAGUCAAGGUCAUCGUCCAGCUGGGAGAUCAAUGUGCCCUUCAAGAAGCUGGAGGACAUGGCGCUGUCAGGCGACCUCCAGUACAAGGGCAAGUUGUCCUGGACCCGCAAGCUGGUUGCCCUCAGCAACGGCAACCUGGCCUGCUACAAGCCCGACAAGGAGACCAAGCCACAACUUGUGGUGCACCUGACGGGGUAUGAGGCUGCGCUGCAUGAGAAGGAGAACCGAAAGGGGUACGAGAUCAAGUUGACCCAUCCCAACUGUGACAGCCACAUCUUUGCCGUCGACUUCAAGGAGUGGGCGCAACAGUGGGCUGAUCACAUCAACAAUAUGGCUAAAGGGUUACCUCCCCCUACCCCCUACCAUCACUUGGCGCGAACGACCUUCACCCAGCAGAGCGAACAUGGCAGCAAGAAAAAUAACAAGUGUCAUCGCAACAGGAAGAUGAGUUUAUGGGACGACAGUACCUCCGAGGGCCGAUCCAAGACGUUAGACUCAUCUGCUUCACUAGGGGCAAGUAAUUUAAACAUGACAACGACUCUCGCCCGAUGGGACUGGAAAACGUUGUUCUACAACUGGGCGUUCCCGAUAGAUCACAUCAUCAUGGGACUACGACCGGACCUGAAUGCCUCCAAUUCCAAUCUGUCCAUGUCCAGCGACGGCUUCGGGGCGGAGGACGGGAAGGCCAAGUUGCGAGGCAACAAGGUGAUGAGAAUGGGAUCCUUUGCCUACAGGGCAACACAAUUUUUCGAAAGUUUGGGGAAGAAGAGCGGGAAGAGGAAAUUGGCAGGUUUGAGUGUUCCCCUUGACAACGACCUUUCAACUUCUGGUAUUGCGGAGGAGCGUUCGUUAUCCUCGGAGAGCGCACCAGCUAACCUUUCAUCACUCUCUGAUUCUUGUACACCUGUUUUUGACGACCCUGGUUCACCUGAGGUGGCCAUAGAUGUUCCCUGCAGCACCAAACACCAAGGUUAUCUGAACAUCUUUAGCUCCUUCAAUCGGCGACGCUGGGGUAAGCGCUGGUGUCUUGUGCGGGAGAACAUGUUCGAGUGCUACCGUAAUGAAAAGUCCAAGCAGUUUGAGCUGAAUCUGUUGUUGAAGAACUGUGUGUUUCGUCGUGCCGUGACGGAGACGAGCAGUGAGUACGCACUGAUGCUGCUUGAGGACGGCAAGGAGAAGAUCACUGUGGAGCCCCUGAACAAGGAUGAGAUGGGCCCCUGGGUGCACGUCCUCAUGGCGGAGACUGCAACAGACCACAUCCCCGAAGGCCUCGACGAGUACUUCAACGACGAUAUCCAUUCCAACAACUCCUUCUCCGACUUGUUAGGCUACUCUGUGAUAAAAAGCUGGGAACAUGGCGGCGACAAGUCCCCAGGUUCCAGCAAGAUGAUGGUUGUGAGUCAGGAAGACAUCCCGGAGGAAGAGAACGAGGAGGAGAACUGUAUCGAUGCUUCUCCUUCUUCUCCCCUCCUGGAAACUGACACCGUUGUGGAGAAUGGUGACGUUUACACCGAAGUCCAAAAGAAGGGGAAGAACUCUGUUUCGGAACUGUCAGCGGAGAGUCCCGAGGAAUAUGACGAGAGAAAACAUACAACAGAUAGUGGGUUUUAUAGUGUCAAGGGUUCAAACUCGGACAGUGAGAGUGACAGUGGAUGUGUUAUCCGGAGUGAGGAGGAAGCUCAGAGCUUGAGUAGUCCUACGCAAGAAGAUUCAAGUGAGUUGCUUCCAGCACAGAGUCCACCCAGCAAAAAGAAAAGUGAGGUUGGGUCGGGGUUGCAUAUACGGUUUUGUCUCGAGAAUAACAAUGUCAAGGACAGUGGUGAAUAUGAUGCCAUUGAAGUAAAAGAUAAUAAUAAUUCUCUACAGUGCUUUGUAAAUACAAUACCCGAGGAGGCGUCUUCACAUUCCGAGUCUGAGCCUUCGUUGAAACAGGAAUUGGAGUGUGCAAGUAGUGAAGUGAAUGUGACUGAUUCCACUGAAAUAUCAAAAUGCGACAUGUUGAACUCAAGUAGUGAUGCAGAGACUGUCAAAUCCAACACAGCUUCCAUGAUCAGUUUAUCAGACAGGUUGGAGUACAAUGCUACUCCCGUGACUGAUUCGGAUGAUGCAGACGCCAUUGCUGAAAACCCAGAAGACAAUCAUAAUGAAGCUGAAACUGAACAAUCUGAGAACAAUUUGGAAGAAACUGCUGUAGAUUGUCAUGGAAACGACACUUCUUCCAGUUUCCAUGGCAAGAAUGAGGAUGUACAAUUGACAAGUCCAGAAAUCUCAGACACCAAGUCUAGCUCAUCAGCAGUGGAUUUUGACAAGGAUAUUCAACACAGGAUUGGACGACUGAGAGAGAAACUAGUGCAGAUCAAGCGCAAAAGAGACUUGUGGGAAGAUGACCUCACCUUUGGUGAAGGUGAAGGUCACGUACAGCUGCUGUCGUGCAGAAUUGCUGUUCGAGACAAACGGCAGCGAGUUUCAUCUACCGAGGAACAGAAAAUAUGUGAUGAAGAAUACUCAAGUCUAGAUCAGGAAUGUCACGAGACGGACAAAGAAAUUACCAACCUGGAGCAUCAGCUGACCACCCAAGCCUCACUCUCAUCUCCAACUUCAUCAUAGCCUCAUCUUCAGUUCAGCAUCUCCAACCCACAGCCUUGUUUUGAUUACUCCCAUCAUGCACUGUUCACAGCCUCGUUCUCAGUCUGAUUCCUCCCAUCAUGCACUGUUCUGUGACCAUGUGUAGUUAGUUCUGAAGGGGCCUCUGUGAUUGGAGGAAAUAUAGACGCUAUCAAGUAUUUGUUUGGAAUUUUCUACCAAAAGUAUAUAUUAUCAUUUUGUUUUGUGGAAAUUGAAGAUCAUAUUUUGAAAUGGUUUUCUAAGUUUGGAAGUCGUGUACAUUGUCAACUUGUGUCUUUGCGAGAUAUUUGAGAUGAUGGUGGGUGGUGAUGAAUUCCAGGCUGUCUCAUACACUCUGUAUCAUCACCAGCUUCCUGCUCCUCCAUAUCUGCAUCCUUAAUGAUGGUGUUGUUGUUUUACACUUGCUGCUUGGGGAGGGGCCAUACAAGUCCAAGACUAACUUGACAGUCAUAAUACUCACUCCAAUACAUGGCCAGGUUAUCACAGCGAAUAAUGUGGGAUUGUACACAGCAAUUUUCAGAUUUUGCUUUGUACAGUUUCAGUGUGAUUUGUACCAUUGUGACUCUACAAUGUAAAUAACUCAGUAAUAAAUAACAAUAAUAAUAACAACUACAAUAAUAACUCUAAUAAUAUGUUGUUUACAAUCCAUCCAGACGAGCUUGUUUAUGAUUUCGUCAGUUUUACAUGGUUAAAACAGAAUUGAUUUCUACCCUCCCUUUCAGGUUCAAGUUUUGACUUUGUGAAAUAUCUAGGCUGAUUAUGAAGAUUGUUUAUGUUUUAAAAAAUAAUAUGCAAACUUUGAACAAGAUACUGUAUUUGCUGUAUUAAGCACCUGACUCCUGUACGCAGCCCCACCAACUUCUACGUAAAACUGUACGAUAACUCUGCAGUGGACAAGGGCAUUAUUAUUUUGUAACUAUGUUGGAGAAACGUUAGAGCUUCAUUGACGUUAGAACCAAGUUGGUUCUCUACUUGAUCUCCAACCACUCGAUCACUUGAUCUCCAACAACAAAUUUAGCUUGUGUAUGGUUUUAAUAAGUCUCUGUCACUUUUCUAGGCCCCCCAGGGUGCUUUUUACAACAAAUACGGUAAAUUAUUGAUUUUGUUGAUGCUCAUGCCAUUAGCUAUGCAGAGAAUGUUGACUUGCUACCAUCAUACAGCCCAAAUGGAAUAUAACUGUCAUGAUGCGCCGAAUGGCUUGGUGUUCUGUGAACAGGUACAGUCUUAGGAAGCCAUUUUGGUUUUGAUGGGAAAUGGGGUUAGGAAGCCAUUUUGGUUUUGAUGGGAAAUGGGGUUAGGAAGCCAUUUUGGUUUUGAUGGGAAAUGGGGUUAGGAAGCCAUUUUGGUUUUGAUGGAAAAUGGGGUAUGUUACUGAUGGUGUGAGUCAUAGCCCAUUCUAUGAAUCAUGAAAGUAAUGCGAGCAUGAAAUUAAUGCGAAAACUGUGAGUGUCCCUUGCUCGCAUAAAUAAACGGAUGCGUCAUUAUCUGAACAUAUUGGCGUUUAUUGUCAUGUCAGGUUAGUGCACAUUUCGGAAUGAUUAUGUAUAUGAUAAACUCCCAGUAAUAACGUAAUUGAGUUCUAGUGUUGUCAGUGUGUUUUCAGGAGCUGAUCAAGCUGUACUGACAGUCACCAACUAUGUUUGAUGGCAUCUUUGUUCUUGGUAACCUUGUCAAAUAAUUAUAAGAAAAACACUGCUCACCCACGUGGUGAAAAUGUCCAGUUCAGUAACAGCAGUUGUGAGGAAUACACAACACUGUUCAAAGGUUUGAACCAACUCAUGUGACAACCCUUUGAAUGUAUAGGUCUACUCGCACGAUGCAUUUUAGGACAGGGAUCGGCAUGACCAUUAAUUUCAUGACGCAUUAAUUACGUGAUUUACAAUACUUGGCAUCAACUACAUUGAUUAAGAUUACUGCUAAAACCAGCAUAAACCCUUACUCACUCACUCACUCACUCACUCACUCACUCACUCCUCGAUCAUUUCAACAGGGAUGAGAGAUGUGGUUUUCAUCAUCAAUCUGUACAUAGACACCAUGGAGAAAAUGUGUUUGUUGGAGGUGGAAUGGCUUGAAGACAAUUUGCACUAACUCAUCAAACUGGGUGAAGGUUUGCACCUUAACUUGGUUCUGGGUAAUAGUGAUCAUGCUUCCCCAGAAACCGAUGAUCUUUUGCUAAAAUAUGCAAGUGAAAACAUAUGGAUUUAAUUAUAUGCAGAAGAUGGAGGUGUGAUCAAAUAAGGUACUCAUCUUUUGGAUAGAUGAUGACCAAAUAUAGUCAUUUUACUUUUUUUACCAAAAGGUUUAUUUAGAUGACCAAAUAUGGAGUUACCAUGAAAUUGAUUUGUUACAUGAUUUAAACUGACAUUGAUCACUAGACAGGAACAGGACAAAAUAAUGAACUGCUUGAAACUGGUUUUAGACUUGUUUCUUGUUUACAUGUAGAUAUAUCGUUGUAAACAAGUGAUGGGGAGAGGUCAAGGUCAAGGGUAGAACUGACACAGUUCUCCAACUGUGGUCAUCUUGCCUUGAUGUGUCCGCUUUAUCCAUGCCUGUGACUUAAACAACUGAUAAGUCGCCCUUGCUGUUUUCUGAAAAAAAUCACAACAACAUAAGUUUAGGGUUGAGCCUAUCCAUUCUGAUUUGGGAGGAGGUGGUAGUGUGUGCAUGUAUGUAUGUGUGUGAGGUUUUUCCUCGUAUAUUCUGACCAAAUGAUUUUUUUCACAAAAAAGCCAGGCUUCCCUGAAUAUAAAAUGGUGGACCCCGUAUCCAUGACAGUAACCUCUCACACAGCUUACAGUGGUCAGCCUUGACAGGACGUGGCUCCCAGAGAGGAGCCUCUCUUUCAAUAAUUGUAGGGUAGCAAUAUUAGUAUAAUAAGCUUAGUAUUCAGUGCUUGACCGGCCCAUAAUCGUCCUCAUUUGGUGACAUCUCGGAGCAGUUUCGGUUUCGGCAACCACCUACGAAACAAAAGGUUUGGAAAUAAAAUAUUUUAUAGAGGAAAAAAAGAUCAUACAAGAAUUUAUUUCAUAUAUAUUGUUUCAUCAGUAAACAAAAAUAUGUACAUCCAGUUUCAGAUUGGGGAAUUUUAAGCCAAAUCUCUACAUUCCGUGGAUGUCUGUAUAUAUAUAUAUAUAAAACAAACCUUUUGUUUGGUUUCGUUGGUUGCUUUGCGAGAUUAUCUUGGGUUGGUUGAUCACUGAUGCUAAUGAGUAGAGACAAGAGGACAAAAUGGAAAUAGAUCGUCUGAAAUAUGUUAACAGACAUUGGAAGCAUCGCAUUUGUUUUGGUCAUAGUUCCAACGUUGUGCUAAGGUACUGAUGGAGACUACUGGGGGAUGGACCAAUGGGAGGCUGGAGUCUGGCAUGAAGCGACAGAUGCACCCCGGGCCGCGUUACCAGGGGUGGUCAAUGGAGAGGACACCCAAUACUAAGGCAGCAGUUUGAUGUUGGAUGGAUCCUUAAGGGUGUGAAGAAAGAUCACGACAGUUCAUAAUUAUGCCUUCCUUGAUGUUUUGUGUUGUGCUGCUCCACAAACCUGUUGUGCUGUGUUGACACAAUUUAAUAUGGUAAUAUGAUUUGUGUGAUCUUUCUUAAAACAUGCUUUUAGGGAAGUUGUAUUUUCACAAUUAAACUUUAGCUGAAGGGGUUUGUUGGAAAACUUAACAAUUCUUUCCGUUACAACAGUGUAUCCUAACAUACACUGUUUGUUUUUAUUUGUAUUUCUUAUUUUGGAGUAUUUUUCCUUGAAAACAUCAAUAUUCCACAAUAUUGCGAUGUGUUCCCUUAAUUAUGGCCAUCAGUAUAUUAGUCUUGGCAAUGCUGAGCUGCAGCCGGCUCUCUUUAAAACCUUUCAGCUGAUACUUUGUAGAUAGUGACUUGUCAGUGUUGGGGGCAUGGAGAAGCUGAGAUUCAUCGACUCUAAACCAAAUGGGGAUUUUGUGCAUUUCAGAUGCUUUUAUCGAAAUGUGCUAUAAAGUGCUAUUUUACAAACUUAAACUUGUGUACAGAAUGAGAGGUAAACAUUCCAGAUACCAUCUUGUCUUUGAGGAAUGGCGACAUAACAGGGAUGACAGUUAAUCUGACGAUUUGGAAACCAGAUAACCGAGAUCGUUAGCAUCUCCCCCGACUCCCCUGCUGUCAUCCCUGUGUGUCUCUGUAAUAUGUAAGUAACUGUAGACAAUGGAAACUGGAGGCAGUGUUCAUGAAAUUUAUGUUUUUUGUACAUACUUCUUUCUUAUUUGUUUGCUUUGUUUACUGUUUUGGUGACAAUAUUUCUGCAGUAUCUACCUCUUUCAACAAGGAAAAUGUUUGAUUUAUUCUGUGACAUCAUACUCAGUGGAUUCGGCAAAAACUGUUCAGAUAAUAAUUUCAUAAACAUAAUUGGAUGUAAAAAAAAUAAACUUUGCAUAAUACUCACCUCCGGUUUGGUACGUACCUCCUGCAUAACACAGGCAAACUAGCCAUGCAGUGAAGCUGUUUGUGAAGACAUUCAAAGGGAGAUAACUGAAAUCUGCACUUUUUGUUGUUGCCAUAAUAACAUAAAUGUUAAAAAAUAUUAUAUUUAGAUUUGUUGAAAAAACAUGAUUAGUAAGCAUUCUUAGCAUAAUGUUGACCGAGAAAAAGUCUUUUGUUUCUUGUUUUCCAUAUUUUUGGUUUGAACAAAUCGAGGUGAUGUUGGCUUUCUUUUGUUUGAUUGCAAAUUUUCCAAAAUGUUUUAGAGUUAUCUGCCCUUGCUGUGUACUAAAUUUCGGGUAAAGAGGUCACACAGCAAGGAAUAUGCUGCAUGGGAAUUGAGAAACAAGAGACUAUUUUUCCGAUCGAAGCAAGAUAAUAUUGAUUUUAGAUUUCGUCUCUUUCGUCCAGUCAAUGCAAGCAGGACUAGUUAACUAUUGUUUUGAAAAGCUUUGGACAUAUUUAAUAGAUGUCGUUCAAGUCAGGUGACAACCUUCAUGGUCGAUUCUCACGUGGGUGGACAUUUGAUGAUUGGGAAGUUCUGUCAAAACAAACCUUUUCAACAGCUUUCAGUGUUUCAUCCAUAACUAUUUUAUCAGCGUUGUGAUGAAAGAGGUAAUGUUAUAUUUCCAAGCUUUCUUUGAUUUAUCAUAUUCUUGGUCUGAGGAUAAAAUUGUGUGGGUGUUGAUGAAGCUGUGAGGCAAGUAAUCAGAAUACUAGUUGUCACCGCGAUGUAGAUGUAUUGGCAAUAAGUACUACCAGUCAACUACCUUUUCCAGGAAUAAUAUUUGAUCAAAGUUCAUUUUCAACUUUCAUCAAAUAGAUGGUGGAGGUGGGAAAUAUUUGAGUUCAAGUUUGAAUGUGGAAGAAUAUUUGUUCUUGAUAAUUGAGAGGUAUAAAGUUGCUUUUAGACUGCAGUGAAACCACUUUUUUUAAGAGUACCACUGUUCUUUGUGUCAACUGUUGUCAAGCAAACCUUGCCAUUUUAGGACCCAUGUCUCUUCCACUGUUUUACCCUUCUUUUUUAGUAUUUAGUUAACACUAGUUUUGCUUUAAUAGUACAUACUAAUCUCAGUCAGAUAUACUGUUUGCCUAACAACAAAGUUUGUGUCAAUACAUUUUGCAACACCCAAGGGAGUAUGAUUCAUGGUAAAACAUGUACAUUGUUAGGGCAAUAUUCUGUUCAGUGUCAUUUUAAUAAUCCUUGAUGUUGUACAGAAGAAACAUGGCUGAUCCUUGGAGUUGUCAGGAUAGUUUUGUCACUUUGACUCGCCGGGGAACGGUCAGUCAGUGAUAGUUUUUGUUAAUCAUGAUGGCUGACAGAGCUGUAGUUGGCUUGGUGACGUGUUGGUUGUUUAUUGUUCGUUCUCCGACUGCGAUGAAUUUAAAGUUUUAACAAUUUUACUUGUACAUGAAUCCUCCCUGGUACUCUUCAUCAUUCAACAUUAAAGUCUAAACUGUCAUUUCUUUGUAGAUAGGGGGACGAAGACAGGCUGAUUCUGAGAAGGGGGAUGUCUCAGUGUUUUCUUAUUUUAUCUAUGUUUUGUUGCUGUGCAAGUCGUUUGACCAAGUCACAUGUUUGUACUUUAUGCUGUUAAAUGCCUUUGAUAUUUGAGUUAAUGGGUUGGUGAUGUGUCAGUCAGUGCAAGCCCGUAUGCACAAAGCAGCCUUAGUGCUUCAUCUAAUGUCGAUAUUAGAGUAAACUUAGGUGAAGAUAGCUUUGAGGGGACAUGUUCCCAAAGACAUCUUAGCACUAUGACUCCCAUAAUUGACUAGACCAACAGGACCUAGUGCUAAGAUUGCUUCGUGUACCUGAGCACAGGGACAUGUUCCCAAAGAUAGCUUAGAACUAUGACUCCCAUAACUGACUAGACCAUCAGGACUUAACGCUAAGAUUGCUUUGUGUACCUGGGCACAGUUGUAUGAUCUAAGAUUUACAUCUAGAAUUCAGCUAUUGUCAGCUGCUUCAUCAGUGGAUUGCAGAGUUUCAACUUUUCUUUUUAAAUGAUCGUCCUGUGAAGGAAGGUGUUACCAUGGAAGCCGUUUCCAUGGUGACAGGUUCCUGGUGUGUUCACUUAGCUUGUGUGGCAGGAGCAGAAGAUGUUACCAUGGAAGCCGUUUCCAUGGUGACAGGUUCCUGAUGUGUUCACUCAGCUUGUGUGGCAGGACCAACAGAUGUACCUGUGCUGGAUCCCACAUAAAUAUUCUAACGAUAUGAACAGAAAUUAUCAUCUGUACCGAGUUUGGAUGAUACAGAAGACCCCGUUGUUUCAAAAGCGAAUCAAAAUAAAGACAUAUUUUUCAGUAAGCCUGUUUCACUUGAAACUUGAAAUGUGUGACAGACAUAAGCUAGGUUUUAUUCUGUAUCAGUUUCCAAUGAAUUUGUCACAGAGUUUAUAAUUGCGGAGAAGCCUUGUUAACUUGAUAAUACCAUGUAAAAUGAUAGUCCAGGCAGAUUUUUUGUCGCUGACUGGUCGACCGUCUUUACUUGAUAAGUCCAUUUGUUUUGGGGCCCCUGGGAAAUGUUUACUUUUCAACAUGUUCUGUAAUUUCUGGAACAAAUUCAUGGAACUCCAGACUUCGAGAAUGAGAAUGUUCAUAAGUUCUGUUUAUAUGAAUAGAAUAUUCAUGUGAAAGGUUACAGCCUGUAUUAAGGAAUGGAAUCCUGGUGCCAUAGGAGGUGGAACUGUUGAUCGUGGAGCUGAAACUGGUGGUUUCUAGAGCAGGAAGUGUUGACUGUUAGUGAAGGCUUCUGCCUCUAUUUCUGUAGAAUGGAAUGCUACAUGGAGAUAUACCAGGUUCUGUUUCUUGUAAAAGAUGUUCAUAAAUGACUGAAGCCACUGCCAGUGAUAUACAGCAUGCUGAAGUAUUGUACAUGUUCCUCCUUGCUGUGGUCAUCGAACUUGUUACUGGAAAUGCAGGAAUCUUAUCAAGACUACGUUUAAAGAUCUUGUAAAUACCAGAAAUAUUAAGGUCACUUCUUUUUUGGAUCUUGCACAUGAGUCAGAAUGUUUCAGGCUAAUGGUCAUAUCUCCAGGAAAUGUACCUGAAGCAAAUGGCUUGAAACAUUCAUGGUGCACACGAAGGUCUUGGUUGGGGAUGAAGGACUUUGUUGGGGACGAGAAACUUGGUUGAGGACGAGGGACAGAGAUCAGUCAGAAAAUGAUAAGAUUCUUGCAUUUUGGUCAAGUCGAAGAAACAAAAUCAUAACCCACUGAAGUAAAGAUGUUUAUGUAAGGGAGUUCUGAAGGUUAUUUAAAGGGGCUCUGAAGGUUAUUUAAAGGGGCUCUGCAGGUUAUUUAAAGGGACCCAGCAGGUUAUUUAAAAGGGCUCAAGAAAUGAUUUAAGGGGAUUUGGUAUCUAUGCGCCUUGAACAGGUACAAAUGGGAAUGACCUUCAAGCCAGUAAGUACUGUUUCAGUAAUGCCUUGAGAUUUUUCUUGAACAGAGUAGAACUUGGGUGCAGUGUCAGUGACCUCAGAGAGCCCCUUUAAGUAUGUGUAGUGCUCUCACAACGUGGAUAUUUCCUUAUGAAUAUCUUUCACAUCCAUAGUCAGGGCUUCUCUAACAAAAGUGGGAACCCUGAACUAGGCUGCAAGAUUACUUGAGAGAACUUUCAAUGGCUAGAUGAUGUCAUGUGACAUGUCUCCAUGUCUGCAUGACCUGUACUCUGAUUGUCAUGGUCCACACCAAUCAAACAUGAUUCCAGCGUACUUAUACUGCAGGCUGUUUGUCCAUGUUUUUUUAAACCCAAAUAACAGUUUUACUCUUCAUGUAAUAUUUCACACAGCAAUGUUCUGUGUUGCGAUUAGGUCAGGAAAACAGGUGCCCUAGGCAUACCCGACUGGAAGUUAAUGAUAUUAGCAAAAUCUCUGACCAAAUCAUGAGGGCACAUAGUGCUGAAAUUGUGACUUUUAUAUGCGGCGCCCCAGGCGAGGUGCCAGGGCUUUGUGCCAGCAUCUCUGUAAUGGACCAUCUUUGCAAAUAAAUAACAAAAUCAUUAUGUUA
This is a messenger RNA of Haliotis rufescens (red abalone), 12137 nucleotides long. RefSeq lists its product as uncharacterized. The coding region runs from base 200 to 3661 and encodes 1153 amino acids. Gene Ontology annotation, cellular component: cytosol. The transcript is spliced from 19 exons. The record is from RefSeq and is a predicted model, not a curated record. Gene Ontology annotation, molecular function: SH3 domain binding. Lineage: Eukaryota; Metazoa; Mollusca; Gastropoda; Lepetellida; Haliotidae.